Funneliformis mosseae is the source of this 133-nucleotide messenger RNA. NCBI's taxonomy places the organism in Eukaryota, Fungi, Glomeromycota, Glomeromycetes, Glomerales, Glomeraceae. The record is from the annotation of a GenBank genome assembly.
AUGAGUCAAGAAUUAAACCUAGGAUAUUACAAGCUGACUUGUUACCAUUGCAAUAAAGUUUGGGCAAAAGGAAAACCUAGUGUUUUAAAAGCUCAUCUCGCAAAUGAGUGUUUGAGCACAUCCGAAGAUAUUA